This is a messenger RNA of Alnus glutinosa, 906 nucleotides long. Its product is annotated as predicted GPI-anchored protein 58. Lineage: Eukaryota; Viridiplantae; Streptophyta; Magnoliopsida; Fagales; Betulaceae. The coding region runs from base 1 to 906 and encodes 301 amino acids. The record is from RefSeq and is a predicted model, not a curated record. The transcript is spliced from 3 exons.
AUGAAUGAUCCCAGUAGCAAUAGCAAUAACAAUAACAAUCAAGAACUCAUGCAACUGAAACCAGAGGAGCUCCAAGACUCGGGGGAGCCGCCCUUCGCCUUGCUCCGCCUCAACAACCACCAACUCUGCACCUCUUGCGGCUGCUCUGGCUCCAACCCCAUAUUGAAACGACGCUCUCCCUCGUCGUCUUCCUCUUUCCAAGAUCCACUCCACCCUGACCCCUCCCACUCCGAACCCAAUCCCAAGAGGCUCUUCUUCGAGCCAGACGACCUCACCCUCCGUGGUUUCUCCAAGGUCUCCCUCGGCCCCUCACCUCCGGCCCAGCCCCAUUCUCCUCUCCGCCGCUGCGUUUCGGACCCGGCCCCCGCCACCGCUUUUGUCUCCCCUCCGAUGGCCCCUUUUGCCGAUGCCUCAGUUUUUCAGGUCCAGAACCCGAACCCGAACGCUCCUGAUCACUCUCCGGAGCACGCGAGGACUGGCAUCAUCCCGGUAACGCCGCCUUCGAACACUAGGUUGCCACCUCUGCCGCCGUCUCUGUGUCGGUCGGUGUCCGACCCUUCUCCGUCGCCGGCGAAGGCCUAUUCACGUUCGUCGAGUUCUGGGGAUGUAAGUGUGGGUUUGGCCAAGAAACAGACUCCCGAUUCCAAGAAGAGGCUGAGAAGGAUGAAGGCUUGUAUGAGAGAGAUAAGCAAGUGGUGUAGGGAAGUCGCGCGUGAACCGGGCGAAGAAGAUGCAGAAGAAAAAGACGCUAAUGCCGCAAUGAAGGAUGAGUCUCGGCCAGAGAUCGAGGAAUCUGUGUUUGUGGAGAAGGUGGGAGAGGCCCUAACCGUCCAUUUCAAGUGCCCCUGUGGCAAAGGCUAUCAGAUUCUUCUCGCUGGAAGAGACUGUUUCUACAAACUGAUGUAG